AUUGGAGCCUAUCAGUACUAGGGUCAUAGUCAUUGGUUGGCGCCGCCCGGCUGGCGACGUGCAUUGGUGGUGCCAGGCGAGAUCUGGAAUCUGACACCUCAGUUUCAAACGAGACAUGCGUUGCGCGCCGGUCGUGGCUGUCGCCAUGAGCAUGGCGGCGGUGGCCAACGCCUGGGUCAAGUCGCGCUGGGACCACGCCAAGGCCUUUCAGAAGAUCGGUCACGCAGAGCUCACGUGCGCGUCAUCGACCCAGCCCGCCGGCUGCUGCUUGUGUUGGACGAUUGUGCACGACAUCGAGUCGCAGCUCAACCAGACCGAGAACGAUCACCACAUGGAGGUCGUCUUUCGCAUCAGCGAAGAGAAGAAGCAGAUCCCAUACUCUCGCAGCGAGGGGCGCAUCCUCGAAGUGCUCGACACGGUAUGCGACGACGUGCAAGUCACGAGCCCCAGCACGCCCCAUCGGCGCAUCAAGUACGCCGUCGCCAACGCGUGCCAUCACUUUGUCGACGAAUUCGCCGACGAGCUCACGACAGCCUUUUACAACAACCUCUCGCCCCAGCAAGAGUCCGUCUGCGUGCAAAAGCUCCAAGUGUGCGCGCGGGCGCCCAAGGACGAGCUCUAGUCACUACAGCACGAUCAUAUACCGUGUUUACGGCGCCUUUAACGAGACGAGCUUGAUCGCGCCCAGUCGAUCCUUGUUCUUUUCGAGCGCGCCCUUGUCGCCGACG
This is a messenger RNA of Saprolegnia parasitica CBS 223.65, 728 nucleotides long. RefSeq lists its product as hypothetical. Lineage: Eukaryota; Oomycota; Saprolegniomycetes; Saprolegniales; Saprolegniaceae. The transcript has 5 exons. The coding region runs from base 116 to 622 and encodes 168 amino acids. The record is from RefSeq and is a predicted model, not a curated record.